GCGCGCUGGAGGCUGGCCGUGAGCGCAUUUUCACUGCCUUGAAGAGAGUGGAGAAGAGCAGCUCUGUCAAGUGUCGGCGUCGCAGCUCGCAGGAGUCACCAUGUCACUGUUUGACGGCCUUAAGAACACCGACAUGCGGGUGAAGCUGCCCGUAGUGUGCUUCAUCUGGGAACUUGCUAUGAUCAUCCUCUUUGGGGUAUUUAUUCGAUACAACCCUCAGGCAGAUGCCCAUUACAUCGUAAACAACUCUAACACUACCUAUCUGAACGAAUUUUAUUUCAGGUAUCCAAGCUUCCAGGAUGUUCAUGUCAUGAUAUUUGUUGGCUUCGGCUUCCUUAUGACUUUUCUGCAACGAUACAGUUUUAGUGCAGUGGGCUUCAACUUUCUGGUUGCUGCCUUUGGAAUUCAGUGGGCUCUUCUAAUGCAGGGCUGGUUUGGGUCUUUAGACUAUUCCACUGGAAAGAUCCUUAUUGGAGUAGAAAACUUGAUCAAUGCAGACUUUUGUGUAGCCUCUUGCUUGAUAGCAUAUGGAGGAGUGCUUGGGAAAACAAGUCCUGUUCAGCUCAUGAUUAUGACACUUAUUGGAGUAACACUGUAUGCAGUGGAAGAAUACAUCAUCUUAACAUUGCUUAAUGUUCGAGAUGCUGGAGGCUCCAUGGUGAUUCAUAUUUUUGGAGCUUACUAUGGUUUAGCUAUCAGUCGUGUUCUUUACAGACCUAAAUUGAAUCAAGAGAAAAAUGGCUCAGUCUACCAUUCAGAUGUCUUUGCUAUGAUCGGAACCUUGUUCUUAUGGCUGUUCUGGCCAAGCUUCAACUCUGCCAUUUCAAACACUGGGGAUGGUCAACACCGAGCCAUGAUUAAUACCUAUGUGUCGUUAUCUUCGUCAGUUGUAACUGCUGUUGCUAUCUCUAGUUUGACACAGAAGAAAGGAAAGCUUGACAUGGUGCACAUUCAGAAUGCAACAUUGGCAGGGGGUGUUGCCAUGGGAACAGCUAGUGAAAUGAUGGUGUCUUGUUAUGGUGCCUUGAUUGUUGGAUUUUGCUGUGGCAUCAUCUCCACAUUAGGAUUUGUCUACUUGACUCCUUUACUGGAGUCUAAACUGCACAUCCAGGACACCUGUGGCAUCCAUAAUCUUCAUGGUAUGCCCGGGUUGAUUGGUGGCAUUGUGGGGGCAAUCACAGCAGCUGCUGCCACAGAAGCAGUUUACAGCAGAGAAGGAUUGGUCAGUUUAUUUAACUUUAAUGGUGCAUUUGCAAAUCGUUCUGCCAGCACACAAGGUGGAUAUCAAGCAGCAGGAAUUUGCAUUGCUUUGGCUUUUGGACUUGUUGGGGGGACAGUAGUUGGUUUCAUUUUAAAGCUUCCCUUCUGGGGAGAUGCACCAAAUGAAAAUUGCUUUGAGGAUAACAUAUAUUGGGAGGUUCCUGAGGAGGAGGAGGAGGAGGAUAAGAAGAGUUCACUAGCAGGUUCGACAUACGUCAACCAUGGAAACAACAAACCGGCUGAACCUUGAAUGCAAGAGCACUGAAGAUAUGAAAGGUUGUCACUGAAGCAGUUAUUUCACCAGUCCUGUGUUUCUUCCGGCCUGAUUCUUUUGCUGCACACACCCCUUCUUGUUGACAAUGGAUGGGAUGUAAAAUCAUGAUUGGAAUUAUGAUUUGAAAACUUUAUGUGUCCUUGGACAUAUUCACCACCUUUUUGUUUAAUUUUAUAUACAGUAAGUACUUGACUUGUUUCAUACUGCUGGACGCAACCAAGUGCAGAAAAGGAGCCUCAGUUAUAAUGUGAUGUUACAAAGAACUGCAAUAAUCAAACAGCUGAAAUCCAUACAGGAAGUCAAUUCUAAAAAGCCUAAAUGUUAAUGGUUGAUUAUUAUGUUUUUCAUAUUUUCUUUAAAUAUAAUUUAUAUACAGGUGUAUAUUUAAAGGUCAUUCCAUUUUUCUUUGUAAAGCAAGUGCUGAAAAAUCUUGCUCAAAAUGAUCUUUUCCAAUAUGCAUUUAAACAUAUUGUUAUAGGCCUACAUUUUCAUUUUUAAAUUAAUAUCUUGUAUUUAGUUAAAGUAAUUCACAUGCAUAAUUUAGCUACACAACACUCACCAUAAUCCCACAGCUCUGUUUGAUCAUUCAGACACAUAAUAUAGAAAAUGCAGCCAUUCUGUAACUGUAAAGGAAAACUUUACUAUUGGGUUUAUGUGUAUACGGUAGGGGCGGCACGAUGGCGCAGUGGGUAGCGCUGCUGCCUCGCAGUUGGGUGAUCUGGGGACCCGGGUUCGCUUCCCGGGUCCUCCCUGCGUGGAGUUUGCAUGUUCUCCCCGUGUCUGCGUGGGUUUCCUCCGGGCGCUCCGGUUUCCUCCCACAGUCCAAAGACAUGCAGGUUAGGUGGAUUGGCGAUUCUAAAUUGGCCCUAGUGUGUGCUUGGUGUGUGGAUGUGUUUGUGUGUGUCCUGCGGUGGGUUGGCACCCUGCCCAGGAUUGUUUCCUGCCUUGUGCCCUGUGUUAGCUGGGAUUGGCUCCGGCAGACCCCCGUGACCCUGUGUUUGGAUUCAGCGGGUUGGAAAAUGGAUGGAUGUAUACGGUAGUUCUGGUUACAGAGGUUCAUAUUUAUUACCAAACUCCAUUUUAAUUAAACAAUCUACCUGAGAUUGUGUAUGUAUGUAUAUUAUAUUAUAUUAUACAGUAUAUAUAUAUAUAUAUAUAUAUAUAUAUAUAUAUAUAUAUAUAUACACACACAUUUUUUUUUUAAUAAAGUCCCAAUUGAGUUUAUAUAUUUGUAAUCUAAGGGCCAAGAGAAAGAAUACUAAAAAAUACAAAAUUAUAUCUGCCUUGAAUGUAUUAUCUUCUUCUUCUUCUUCUUUCGGCUGCUCCUGUUAGGGGUUGCCACAGCGGUUCAUCUUGUUCCAUAUCUUUGAAUGUAUUAUCUUGCUUUCCAAAAAAAAAGCUUCUAUCCUUCUCCUCAUUCAGGAAACACCAUAGCGAGGCAUAAUUAGCUGUCAGUAGUCAGCUUUUUGGCCUGCUGAGUUACGCCACGAUGAGGGCUGAGGCCUUUGUUUUAACUCUUUCUGCAUUUCGAGAUAUCUGAUUCAGAAUCAGGACACUAUCCAGGAGAAACAACAGUUUAUUUUUUGAAUGUAUUGUGUAUGGUGGUACAACACAAUAUAAAGGUUCUUUGUUUAUGGGGGCACAGCAGAGCAGCAGAAAUCUCUGCGUGCCACACUAUACAUCUAAUUGAUUUGAACAAAUGUACCCCUCCUGCAUGCCAUCAAAGCCCUGUGUAGAUGUCACCCGCACUAGGGGCAGUACCAUUCAUUAAACCGAUGCUUCUCUGAGUGGUUUCGUCCUCCAUGAAGCCCUCUCAAAGCCUGGCAAAUCUGUAAUGAUUCAAAGUAUGAAGCCAUCAGUCACAAUGUAUGUGUUUGUGUCCAGCACCUUUUACCACAUCCUUUCUACUGUAACAUACUAGACGUCAUACUGUAUGUUUGUUAGCCAUAUACUGUAGCUGGGGCAAAUAAAGCAAGGUCAUUCUUCACACUUCUUGAAGAUUAAGAUAAUAUUUUGUACUAUUUACAUUGCACUAUUCCUUUAAAGCAUCUUGUUUUUGAAUUAUGAUAUUGUUAUACUGCAAUUAUUAUUUUACAAUUUUGAAGAGACUGUAAUUCCUGUCUGUUUUUUAAUGGACAGUAUCCUCUGGAGACUGCUAUGUAUUCAAAAUCCACAAUAAAUUUGAAUCAUGGCUGAGCACUA
This is a messenger RNA of Erpetoichthys calabaricus (reedfish), 3736 nucleotides long. RefSeq names its product ammonium transporter Rh type C 2-like. Gene Ontology annotation, molecular function: ammonium channel activity. The transcript is spliced from 11 exons. The record is from RefSeq and is a predicted model, not a curated record. The coding region runs from base 101 to 1510 and encodes 469 amino acids. Gene Ontology annotation, cellular component: plasma membrane. Gene Ontology annotation, biological process: ammonium transmembrane transport; ammonium homeostasis. Lineage: Eukaryota; Metazoa; Chordata; Cladistia; Polypteriformes; Polypteridae.